Molecule: messenger RNA, 2754 nt
Organism: Apis mellifera (honey bee)
Lineage: Eukaryota; Metazoa; Arthropoda; Insecta; Hymenoptera; Apidae
Product: sister chromatid cohesion protein DCC1
Exons: 8
Coding region: 224-1426 (400 amino acids)
Biological process (GO): maintenance of mitotic sister chromatid cohesion; mitotic sister chromatid cohesion
Cellular component (GO): chromatin; chromosome, centromeric region; Ctf18 RFC-like complex
Source: RefSeq, a predicted model, not a curated record
UUCUCGAUAAAUCGAAACUACUUCUCCAUCUUCAGUUUAAUUUAUUCUACGAUUGGAUAAAGAUUGGCGGGUAAAGAAGUUUAUCUAAAAAAAUUUAAUAUAACUUUUUAUUUUUAUAUUAUACUUACAUGUGAAAUAUAUAUUGUAAUUUAAAUGAAAAGAUUUAUCUUUCUAUAACUUGUAAUUUUAUUUUAUCGUGCAAUCUUUUCAAAUUUCAAAUAUAAUGGAAACUGCAAAGACUAGGUAUUCGAGAACAAGAGAAGAAAUACAUAAAAGUUUAGAAUUAGCUGUUAUUAAGGAAUCUGAUUUGCAGAAUGUAACGCAAAUUUUAUAUUCUGCACAAGAACAUGAUAUAGAAAAACAUAUAAAAUUAUUAGAACUUGAUGAACAUUUAAUAGAGGCAAUAAAUAAAGGAGACAGUUUAACAUUUCAGGGUAAUAAAAAAGAUUUUGCAGUAUUAUGUACAAAAAAUCGAACAUAUGAUAUUAGAGAAGCAGGAACAUCUAAUUCUUGUUUAUUAGUACCAAAAUUAAAUUUAUUUGAACAAACAAAAGUAAAUACAGACCAAAUAAUAAAAUAUUAUAAUGUUUGUGGAAUAUUUCAUACAUAUUAUGAGACAAAAGAAUGUAAGCCUAAAUGGGAAAAAUUACUUAAUAUACUUGAGCCCACAUCUUUUAAAGGAAUAGAAUAUGAAUCAUCAAUAUGUCAUGAACUUUUAUAUAAUUGGCAUAGAUUACAAAACGAAAUACAAGCUAGUGAAGAUGAACUAAUUCAAGCUUUAAAUGAUUAUUUAAUAGUUAAUAUUGAUGGUUAUUUUCGUUUAAUAUCAUUUGAAUUUGAAGUUCGAAGUUUAACACUUAUGUUAGAUAUUUUGGAAGAAAAUAGUUGGGCAUUAAAUGAAGUAGAUAAAGAAUUUACAUAUGAAUCUUUGAAAGAAUUUAUUUUUAAAUCAAUUUUUGAUGCUAUAUUUGCAAGAUAUGCACAAGUAAGUGAAAAAUCAAAAAAGGAUGGAACAUUAUUAUAUAGGUACAAUGAGGAAAAAUGUUGCAAGACUUUAGCAAAAGUACUCCUUGCUGUUUCUCCAAUAACUGAAUAUAAACAAUUUAUGAAAUCAUGGCAUAUUGGCACACCAGAAAAAAUAGAACCAAAAGAAGAAUAUUUACAAGGAAUUGCUCUUAUCAAAUGGAAUAACUCAACAAUGACAAGAGAAGUGGUAUCAUUCACAGAAGCUAAUUUGCCAAUAGAUAUUAAUGAAAGAUUUAAUGAACUUUUUAAAGCAAAAAAUAAAUGGACAGUUCAGGAAAUAACACCUUAUAUAAUAAAUUUAACAACAAACAAAAUGAAUGUUAAUGCUCUUCUAACUAAAUAUGCUAGGUGUUCAAUUAUUAAUAAUAUUAAAUAUUAUAGUUCAAAAUAUGGUAAAUAGUUAAGUAAAAAUCAUUUUAAUGAUACAAAUGCCAUAAUUUUAGCUUCUAACUUUUUUCUCUCCAAGAGUCUGAUUUUCAAUUAAUCAGGCUAUUUCCUUCUUUUUUUCUGAAGAGUCAUUAUUUAUUUCCAUUGUUCCAUUAUUAAAUAUUACUUUCACUUUUGAUUAGUUGAUUUUUGCAAAAGUAGACUAGAUAUUAUUAAAUUAGUCAGUGAAAUUAAAUACAUGAAAUAAUAAUUGAAAUAAUUGUAAUAAUUGAAAUAAUUGAAAUAAUUGUAAGUGAUAAAGAAUAAUUUCUUUUGAUAAUAUAAGAUAAUAAGAGAUUUUUUUAAAGUAUAAAGAGAGCAGUAUUUCUAUAAAGCAAAAAAAAAGGGAAAGAGCUACAAUUGGUUCAUGAGUUGUUAAUUCGCGUAAUUAAAUAAAAUAAAUACUUAUUGUUGAAAUGACAAAAAAAUAUCAAUACCAUGUUACAAUUAUUAAUUAAAUGGACGCAUUUUUAUUAAAAUAUGUACAAUAAUGUGAGUAUGUUGAUGCUGACUUGUUGUUGUUAAUAUUGUGCUAUUAUGUAGCAAUCUUAUAAGUAUUCAUAAUGCUGAAAUUAUCUUACUAUUUAUUAUUUUGCCUGUAGUAAUAAUACAUAGUUACAUUUACACAAUUUUAUAAAUAUUUUUUAAAUAUUGUGUCUUAAUUUUUAUUACUUAAUUAAUAACAGUGAUUCAAUGAUGCUAGAAUAUUUUAAUUUCAAUAAUUAUUUUAUCCUUUUUUUAAAAAAAAAAAUUACAACUAUUUUUAUAUACUAAUAAUUAUAAAUAGUUUAUAUAUUUAUUAUUUUGUUAUACAAAUUACGAAAUCUUGUAUGAUCGUGGAAGAUAUUUAGCUAUAAAAAAACUAAAAUAAAUUAAGCUUUUAUUAUUUUUAAAUUGAUUUUGUGUAUGUGUGCGCGCGCGCUAUAUAUGUAUAUACAAAUAAUCGAGUAAGUUUAUUGAAUGAUAAUUGAAAAAUUUAUAUAAUAUAUAAUCAGCUCACUAAUAAAAUUUGUUACAUAUACAAUUUUUUAAAUUAUCCAACAUGUGUUUUAUAAAAAAAAAGUUUUCUAACAAUAUUUUAAUUUUAUUAUAUCAUCAUAUAUUGUAAUAUUCGUCAUGGCAUACUUAAAAACUAUUAUUAUUGUAUAUAAAGAAGAAUCAUAAAACAAAACAUAUAUUUUAUGUAGUAUUACAAUAUUGAAGAUGAUAUAAACAUGCAUCAUGAAAGAUAUAGGAUUGAAAACUUUUAAAUAUUUCAAUAGAAUUCUGAUAAAUACGCGACUACAAUUUGUGGAAAAAAAA